This is a messenger RNA of Cucurbita maxima (winter squash), 5600 nucleotides long. RefSeq lists its product as uncharacterized. Gene Ontology annotation, molecular function: metal ion binding; protein binding. The record is from RefSeq and is a predicted model, not a curated record. The transcript is spliced from 11 exons. Lineage: Eukaryota; Viridiplantae; Streptophyta; Magnoliopsida; Cucurbitales; Cucurbitaceae. Gene Ontology annotation, cellular component: nucleus; exosome (RNase complex). The coding region runs from base 90 to 5336 and encodes 1748 amino acids.
CCAAACAAACCCUUUCGCCCACCUUCGUCCUCAAACUUCCGUUUCCUUAGACCGCUUCUUCUUCAAUCUCCCUGUCACUGAGCGGGAGGAUGGAGAAGAACGAUGCCGAGGAGCUCACCGUCAAAGCUAUGGAGUCAAAUCUGAAACCUACCAGAAGCAAAACCUCCAAUUCCAGAGAAGAAGGAGAAGUAUCUUCCUCCGACAACGACACACAAACACAUGGCGUUCAUCAUGUUCGUUCUGCUAUGCCUGCUUCGGUCACAUCACCAAUAUCAUCCAUUCUUCCUCCGAAGAAUAAAUGUAACGCAGGGAUCCAGGCGGUUUCUGCUGAUGUUUGCCCAAAAACAUCCAUACAAACUACUAUUCAGAAGAUAUGUGAUAACGAUCAAAUUGUACAUAAAGCUAUUACUCCUUGGGUUGCUUCCAGAGAUGCCAAUGCAAAUCUUGUGAUAAGCUUCUCAGAUGAUAGUGGCAGUGACAUGGACGAACGCAGUAAAGAAAAAACUUCAAAAUCUCGUAGUAAUGCUGUUGGAGAUUUUAAACCUCCAACUUUAUUACUUGAUAAAUCGAAUAAGUUACGCAGUAUGACAAGGAACAAAGUAGUGGCAAACAAAUUUUCUUCAAGUCAAUCAUUUAUCACUUCAAAGACAAUGACUCAGAGAGCAUGUUCCAAGGGUGCUGCAGGGCCCUCGUUCGUUGAACAAGGAUCUAGAAUCAGAGCUUUCAGUGGAAACCUACCGAGUCAAGGGCAUCGAAAUGAUCAAGGAAUGAAUUUAAAGAGUAGUAAGCUGCAGGAUUUGCGGGAGCAGAUAGCCAUUUGGGAAAGCAAACUGAAGCUCAAGUCUGCCCAACAGAACAAGGAGAUCAUUUCAGCUACAAACCAGGAUUAUAUUGUCACAAAUUCAAAAUCUGAUUUAGGUAGGAAAGGGAAUGCUACCAUCUCUCAGUUUCCUCCAUCAGGGCCUACACAACCAGAUGCAAAGCGCAUGAAAACCAUUGGUUCUUAUUCUACCAAGCUGAGUUUAAGUGGGCAGCAUAUACGUGCAACAAAUGCUGUAAAAUCUGUUUUUCGGCCACAAGAGCCUGGAGAAGAGACACAGAACAUUAAAGUCACUUAUAACCAGAAAGGGAAUUCUAUGAAUAGAGAUGAGUUCAUUGCGUUGAAGCAGAAGAAGGAAGAUAUCAAGCAUGUGGCUGCUUCACCAUCACCUGGAAGUGACCUUGGCAAAGUACAUGAUGGUACUGACAUUGUUGCUAAUGGCAAUCAAUCAGAUUGGAUUAGUAAGCAGGUGGAUCCUCACCCUCUUGUUGUCUUAGGUCAAGCUUCGGUUCUCCCAAAUACUGCAUCCAAUGUCCAAACUCUGUUUGAUAAUGGUGAGUUUCACAGUCCAAAUGAUGGCCUUCAACAAUCUGCCUCAACUGCAAAUUUUUCUGAAGGAACAUGCCCUCAAUCAGCAUCCAAUGUCAAGAUACCAGAGUCAUUCAGUAAUUUCUUUAAGUCGUUGAUCAACAGUAAAAACACUGGGACUGCAUUUGGUAAUCCUUCAAGUUGCUUGGGCUUCAGCAAUGUUGAUCUCGAAUCACUAUUUGAAAUGGAGGAGUUGCUAGACAAGGAUCUGGAAGAAGCACAAGAUUUCAGGCACAGAUGUGAAGUUGAAGAAAGAAAUGCUUUCAAAAUUUAUUCUAGAGCUCAAAGGGCUUUGAUUGAGGCUAACUCUAGAUGUCUUGAUCUUUAUCACAAGAGAGAGCUAUUUUCAGCUCAUUUUCACUCAUUUUGCAUGAAUAAUCCUGGUUUAGUUAGUUCCUCAAGACAGCAAGAAAACAUGAAAAUUGGUGUGGAUCACUCAAAUAGUAUGUCUGGAAAUGAAAAUAGAGCUUCUCCUUUGUAUCAGAAGCAUUCUGAAUAUAACAGUUUUACUCAGCUACGGAAUGAUUUAAAUAUGCAACAUGAAAAUGCUAGUCUCAUCAAUACUUCGAUCCUGCAUGAAAAUAGACAAAAUUUGGGGUCUGAGCCUGAAUCCUGUUCUGACUUAUGUGGUAUUACAUUGAAUCCAGUGCCUUCUAAGGGCAAGAAUAUUGCAGACAGAAUUUGCUCCCCAUCCAUUGAGCCAAACGUUUCAGUGGAUGGAGAUGAAGAGUCAUUUCAUUCUGACCAUGAAAUGAUUGAUUCGUAUGAUGAAUGCUACAUAGGAAAGAAACGCUUUGAAGAUGAUCAAAUGGAGGCAUGCAAUAUGUCGAAGAAAAACCACUAUGAUGAUAACACUGAGGAUUCUUUGCGUCUUGAAGCAAAAUUAAGGUCUGAACUAUUUGCACGUCUAGGAACAAGAAAUUCGUCACAGACUUGUAAUCCAUGCCAUAACAUUCAGACUUCAGCGGAAAAGGGGGCUGAAAAAGAUGCCAGAGAUGAUAAAACUCAGCAAAAUUAUACAGAACCUACAGUAAGACAAGCAGUUGGAAAUGACAUUGACAAGACCAAGAGUGCUUUAUUAUCAGGAAAGAGAGAUCAAAAGUUUGGUUUUGGAGGCACAGACAGAUGCAAGACCCCAGAUGACAUCCGUAGCCAUUGUAAUUUUGAGAACUUUCCAUUAGAAACUCAUGACGUUGCAGACUCUGAUGUCAAUGAACCAUCCAAUAGAGAAGGUCCUUGCUCUUAUUUUAGUUAUGCACCUCUGACUUUGAAUAGUGUUUUGCAACAUAUGAAGGCCGUAUCUUCAGUUAGUACAGAAGUCUUGCUCAGUAGAACCCGAGAGAGUCUCUCUAAUCUUGGUUUGCCUGAGGAAGGGGAUUUGCUAGAAGGAGAUAGAAUCCACUGGAGAAAAUUAGAAGAGAACCAUGUACCUGAUACCGUCAGUUGUAUGUUUCAGAGUGAUGGCUCCUAUACUGAUGAUCUUUCCAUUGAUCCAUCUUGGCCACUUUGCAUGUAUGAACUCCGUGGAAAAUGCAACAAUGACGAAUGUCCUUGGCAACACGUGAAGGACUCCUCUUUAUCCAAUAGGAGGCCAUGUCAGGAUAGCCAGAGCAACUAUUCUGAUUCUUGCAAUGGACUAUUGUUUUCUUCAGAUGAAACAAAAGUCUUCAAGUAUGAAGACCUUAUGACUCCUCCAACUUACCUGGUUGGCGUAGAUAUUCUAAAAGCUGAUUCACAUUCAUACAAUCCCGUUUUAGUUCAGAAAAGUAGUAAAUGCUGGCAAAACUUUUUUAGCGUUUCUUUGACGUUACCAAAUUUGCUCCAAAAGGAUGCUUCUGCUGAUGGGCUAUUUCUACAUGAUGCUCGUAUAGAGGCCAAGGGAAGUUGGAAUAGACAGUCAUCAUAUUUUCAGAGUGGAAGCACUACAUUGAGUCAGCUGAAACAGGCUGAUGAGAACCAAGCUCUGGAAACAGCUCUAAUUAUUAUUAACCAGGAAAUGAACAGUCGAGAGGGCAUGAAAAGGGCUCUUCCUAUACUAUCACGUGCUAUAGAGAGUAAUCCAAAAUCUAUAGCUCUCUGGACCAUGUAUCUUCUUAUAUUCUAUAGCUAUACAACAAACGGAGGGAAGGAUGACAUGUUUUCUUAUGCGGUCAAGCAUAAUGAGCAAUCUUAUGAACUCUGGCUUUUGUACAUCAACAGUCACAUGAAUCUUGAUGCUCGAAUAGCUGCUUAUGAUGCUGCACUUUCUGCACUCUUCAACAAUAUAUUGACUCAAAUGGAUGAGAAACGUGCUAGUGCCCAUAUCUUGGACCUGAUUUUACAGAUGACAAAUUGUUUGUGUAUGUCUGGGAAUGUCGAGAAGGCUACUCAGAAGAUUUUUGGACUUCUUCGAGUUGCAAUGGAUUCUGACGAGCCUGGUUCUUUUAUGCAUUCUGAUAUGCUCACAUGCUUAAAUAUAUCUGACAAAUGUAUUUUCUGGGUUUGUGUUGUGUAUUUAGUUAUUUACAGGAAACUGCCUCAUGCUGUAGUGCAGCAGCUUGAAUGUGAGAAAGAACUGGUCGAGAUUGAAUGGCCUACCAUUCAUUUGACAGAUGGUGAGAAGCAGAGGGCUUCUACAGUGAUCAAGAAAGCAGUGGAUUUUGUCGAUUCAUGCUUGAACAAUGAAUCACUUGAAAGUCAAAGCUACCAGAAAUCUAUUCAAAUGUUUGCUGUCAAUCAUAUUAGGUGCUUGAUGGCAUUUGAGGACAUAGGUUUCAGUAGGAACUUAUUGGAUAAAUAUGUUAAACGCUAUCCAUCUUGCUUAGAACUUCUUUUGCUUAAUGUGUGGACAAAGAAACAUGAUUUUGGGGAAACGGUUGCAGCAUUUGAAGAAGUGAUCAGGAACUGGCCGAAAGAAGUACCUGGGGUUCAGUGCAUCUGGAAUCAAUAUGCUGAAUAUUUACUUCAGAAUGGGAGGAUCAAAUAUACAGAAGAACUAAUGGCGCGCUGGUUUGACUCUAGUUCAAAAAUAGGUUCUAGAACUAGAACAUUGGAUAAUAGUGAUUACAACUCCUUACACUUGCUAGAUUAUGCUUCAGGAUCAAUUGUACAUGCGUUAGAUUGCAGUCCCAGCGAGGUGGAUUUGGUGUUUUGGUAUCUUAAUCUUUCUGUUCAUAAAUUACUGCUGAAUGACCUAUUAGAAGCACGUUUGGCCUUUGACAAUGCUCUGAGGGCUGCUAGUUCUGGGACUUUUAAAUAUUGCAUGAGAGAGUAUGCUAUGUUUUUGCUCACUGAUGAAUCCUUACUGAAUGAAGCUGGUUCUGUCGGUGGAAUAAGGAGCAUUUUAGAGGGUUAUCUCAGUGAUGUACGAGCUUUCCCUGUCCCUGAGACAUUAUCAAGAAAAUUCAUUAACGAUAUCAAAAAGCCAAGAGUUCAGGUUCUCGUCAGUAACAUGUUGUCUCCACUUUCUCCGGAUGUUUCUCUGGUGAACUGUAUUCUUGAAGCCUGGUAUGGGCCCUCUCUUUUACCCCCAAAAUUUAGCAAACCAAAGGAAUUGGUGGAUUUUGUGGAAACUAUCUUAGAAAUGUUGCCUUCAAAUUAUCAGUUAGUACUCUGUGUCUGUAAGCAAUUAUGCAAUGGCAACAACUCUUCCCAAGUCACCUCUACCAGCCUCAUUUUCUGGGCCUGCUCAAAUUUGAUCAGUGCAAUUUUUUGUGCUGUUCCGAUACCACCAGAGUUCAUUUGGGUAGAAGCUACUAACAUUCUUGUCAAUGUGAAAGGUUUUGGUGCCAUAACUGAGAGGUUUCACAAGAGAGCCUUAUCGGUAUACCCAUUUUCUGUUCAGCUGUGGAAAUCAUACUACAACAAAUGUAAAGCUAAAGGAGAUACAAGCGCUGUUCUGCAGGCAGUAAAUGAAAGGGGAAUUGAACUCAGCUUGCCUUCUUUAUGACAGUUUUAUCUUCUUGGUAGGAUCAGUUAACAUACAGGAAAAUUAGGAUCAGUUUUAGUCAUGGAAGCUGCCUCAAUGUGUACAGAUAGUUUACAUUAUACGGUUUUGUCAUGCUAGGCACGGUAGUAUUGCCAGUUUUGCUAUGUCGUAGAGAGCUAGUUGCAGCAGCUAGGAAUUAGAAAAAUACUUGCACAGUGGAAAAAGGUUUGUCUGCAAAGUCAUUGAAACUUGAUUUAUUGAGGCUGUCAUCAGGUUUCUCAGCCA